Molecule: messenger RNA, 2299 nt
Organism: Photinus pyralis (common eastern firefly)
Lineage: Eukaryota; Metazoa; Arthropoda; Insecta; Coleoptera; Lampyridae
Exons: 2
Coding region: 192-2267 (691 amino acids)
Source: RefSeq, a predicted model, not a curated record
AUCUGAUUCGGUUGCGUCACAAUUUAAUUUUUACGGUCAGCGGUCCACAAAACAAGCGUUCUCCACAUUAUUGGUGAAGAGCUUAAUCGUUGAUGCUGUUAAGAAGAGCAUUUCAAAUGCUACAGACAAGGCAAUAGAAGACACUAUCAAAACUUGGCUCAAGCAUGCACAGGAACGCUUGAAAAAAGAAAAUGUCAGAAAGGAGAAAAUACAAAGUUAAAGCAUUUGUAGGUAAGCGCCAACUUUUUCGCCGAAUUGCAAAAACUGUAAGGGAAACACUUAAUGGUACUACAUCUUUGGUCAAUAAUACAAAUGAACCUAUUACAUUGCAAUAUAUAAACAAUACUUUGGGUUUACCUGAACCCAGAUGUGAGCACUUGGAGAUAAAUGUGAGUAAUAAUUCUUCAGAAAUAAACACAUCAGAUGUGAACACAACUUGCAAUGAAUUUCCUGUUCCUUUAAAUGUAAUUACUUUUAACAACACAAGUACUUCACAACUCAGUGUUGAAUUAUCUUUAAUUUCUAAGUUAAGGCAGUGGUGUGUUGCAUAUAAUAGCUCUCACGCUUCUGUUACUAGUUUGCUUCACAUACUGCACUCGUAUCAUCCUGAAUUACCUUUAACUGCUAAAGCAUUAUUAAAAACGCCGCGUCGUCUUCAUACUAAACCACUAGGGAGAGGUGAAUUUUAUUACAUGGGUAUCGCAAAAUCUGUCAAGUGUGUGCUUUCAAGCUUUCAGCAAAUUGUUCACACUCAAAUAGAAAUCAGUUUCAAUAUUGACGGUUUACCUAUAUUUAAUAGUUCUAGUCAACAAUUUUGGCCAAUUCUGGGUUUAAUAAAAAAUAUUAAAAGUAAACCAUUUGCUGUGGCAAUUUUUUCUGGUACAUCUAAACCACAACCGAUAGAACUAUUUUUAGAUGAUUUUGUUAUUGAACUAAAUUUAUUAUUAAAGGAAGGUCUUGUACAUAAUGGUAAAAAGUAUGAUGUGGUUGUGCACAGCUUCGUUUGUGAUGCCCCAGCACGUGCUUUUGUCAAAUCAAUAAAAACACAUAGCGGCUAUUCAAGUUGCGAAAAAUGCACUGAUACUGGAGAGUAUGUGGAAGGUCGUGUGGUUUUUAGAAAUUUUUCUGCUCAAAAAAGAACCGAUUCUAAUUUUAUUUCACAGUUAGAUGAAGAUCAUCAUAUUGGAAUUUCACCUUUGGUAAAGCUAGAAAUAGGGAUGGUCACAUUAUUUCCUUUAGACUACAUGCAUUGUUGUUGCUUGGGAGUAACACGAAAACUAUUGUGCUUUUGGAUGAAAGGUAAUUUAGCCACUAGAUUAUCUAAUCAUCAAGUACAAACCAUUUCAAAAUGUAUUCUUUCCUUAAAAUCCCAUAUUCCAUUUGAAUUCAACAGAAAACCGAGGGUUCUCGGGGAAGUCCAACGAUGGAAAGCUACGGAAUUCCGCACUUUUUUGUUAUAUUUGGGUGCAUUUGUUCUUAAAAAAAGGAUUAACACUGCCAUUUAUGAACAUUUUCUUAUAUUUCACGUGGCUAUUUCUAUUUUGGCUUCAAGAAAAUUAAUAUCAAAAUUCGGAUGUGCUUAUGCAAAUGAACUUCUAUUAGUCUUUGUAAAACAUGCGGAAAAGUUAUAUGGCAAGCAAUUUUUAGUGUAUAAUAUUCACUCACUUUUGCACUUAGCGGACGAUGUAAUGAAGUAUGGACCUUUAGACACAUUUUCAUGCUUCCCCUUUGAGAAUUUUCUUGGUCAAAUAAAACGUCUCAUUCGAUCUCCUACUAAUACACUGCAACAAGCAUGUAGAAGACUAUAUGAGAUACAACAGUUAAGAAAUAUUGCAAGCAUUCCAGAAAAAAUGAAUUGCCAUUAUGUGGAACAUGAUUUAGGGCCAUUGCCUGAAGUAUUCAGAACUGUGACUUGUAUGCAAUUCAGUAAAUACAAUCAAGGAAAUUUUAUCAUUUGUACUUAUUCUUAUUCAAGUGCAAAUUCAUAUGUGCUUACAAAUGAAAGAAAACUUUUACAAGUGGAAAAUAUAAUCGUAAUCAAGAAUGAAACAUUUAUUGUAGGGAAGUAUUUCCAAGCAUAUGAUUCACUUUAUAAAUAUCCGUUGGAUUCUAAUACUUUAGAUAUUUACGUUAUCUCACAUUUAUCUCCUAGUCUUCAUGUAUGUUGUGCAACUGAAUUAGUUGCCAAGUGUUUAGUAUUUCCAAUAGAAGAAGGAGUUAAAGUAUCAUUUCCCAUUAUUCAUAGUUAUGAAGAAGUUGACGCUUAAUUAUUCUUUAUUAUUUAGUAGUGUAGCUCUUG